Messenger RNA from Leptosia nina, 495 nucleotides. Lineage: Eukaryota; Metazoa; Arthropoda; Insecta; Lepidoptera; Pieridae. The record is from the annotation of a GenBank genome assembly.
AUGUGGCUUCGAAGUUUUUUGAGGUCCAUGCUGCUAGGAGUUCCAAUCGGCGUAACAUUCUUGGAUACAGUCGGUUACGUGGCUAGAGUUGAAGGCAUCUCUAUGCAACCUGUACUUAAUCCUGAAUCGAAAAACACGGACUACGUCUUUCUGUCAAGGUGGUCAGUGAAAGAUUACAAUAUAAAACGAGGUGACAUAAUUUCUCUAGUAUCUCCAAAGGAUCCAAAUCAGAAGAUAAUAAAACGAGUUGUGGCGUUAGAAGGUGAUAUUGUGAGUACGCUAGGCUAUAAAAACCAGUUUGUGCGUGUGCCAGAAGGUCAUAUAUGGGUAGAAGGCGAUCACACUGGACAUACUUUGGAUAGUAAUACAUUUGGUCCUAUUUCAUUGGGUUUGGUAAAUGCAAGAGCUGUUUGUAUAGUUUGGCCGCCUGAAAGAUGGCAGGCCUUAGUAGCUAAAGUCCCUGAACACAGAAUGCCAGUAAGCUCACAGAUAUGA